ACAGUACAAGAGCGGAAGUUGACGUCAUGCUGAUGGACAUUUCCAUUGGGAGUGCAGUGUGGUAGUCAGUGGUAGCCCGUUUCGUUCACGAUUUGGCAUCAUUUCGUUUUCUAUUUAGUUAUGGUAGACGAACCUUGCAUCAAUUUAUGAGGGACGGCCUACUAUAUCGAUCUUCUUUCGAGCGUGUUUAAGUUUUGGAUAAAAACUAGUUUCAUCCUGACGAUCAUUUUCUGAGAGUAAUGGCUGAUGUUGAAGGAAAGAAAUUAACAGAAUUACGGGUGAUAGAUCUUAAAACGGAAUUAGAACGUCGUGGCCUCGAUAAAACGGGUAAUAAAGCAGCCCUUUUGGAACGUCUUUCUAAGGCAAUUGCUGAUGAAGGAGAGAACCCUGAUGAAUAUCUGAUUGUUCCAUGUGGUGGAGUUAGUAAAAUGAAUCCAAGGAAAAAUAGUGGGACAGGGGUAUCAAGUCAGGAAGAGCCUAUGGAUACCUCUGAUACACAGAAAGAAGGAAAUUUGGAUACACAAGAAAUUACAGAUAUCAAGCCUAAAGAAGAAAUAGCAGAACCUCUUGUAGAAAAUGAAGUAGCUUCAUCCAAAAAAGUGGAAACUCAGGGAGAAGAUCAAAAGAAAGUACCUAAGAUUGAAGAGGAAAAGCAAGAAGUCAAAGAAGAAGUACAGAAUGAAACGAAUGGUGAAACGAAAGAUACAGAGAAGAAAAGUGAUGGUGAAAAAAGCAACAGAAGUCCUCCUGCUAAUCCCCUUGUUGCCAUCGAGGCAAAUGGUAUUGACAAUGAAGAUUCAAUAAAUUUGACAAUUGGAGAGGAUGAAGAAAACCUCCUUGCCGAAGAGACUGAGACUCACGACAGGCAGAAGGAUGGAGGAGAGAAGAGAACGGAAGAGAACAAAAAAGGAGACUCUAAAGGGAGCGGCAGAGCAGACGGUGGAUCCAACAACAAGGAAGGGACGUCGUCCAGCGCAAACGUCGGGAUGAAGAGCAAGCAGGACGGUGGCGAUGGAGGCAAGAGUGGAGACUCCGGCAACAAGAACCCAAAGAGAGAUGAUAAAGCAGAUAAGAAAAUAUCACCAAUCAGCCCAGCUAAUGCAAGUAGUAGAAACUUGUGGGUAUCUGGAUUAUCGUCUACGACUCGCGCUACUGACUUGAAGCAAAUAUUUUCUAAAUAUGGCAAGGUGAUAGGAGCCAAAGUGGUGACUAACGCUCGAACUCCCGGUGCCCGAUGCUAUGGGUACGUUACUAUGUCAACCAGUGAGGAUGCUGCAAAAUGUAUACAACACUUGCACAGGACAGAACUUCACGGUCGUGUGAUAUCUGUUGAAAAGGCAAAGGGUGAUUCUCAGCAGAGCCACAUGAGAAAGCGCGAAUCGAACAGCGGAAAAUCGGACAAGAAGGAAGAGAAGGAGAAAUCCAAGGAAAAUCCUGAACCAAACGAGAGAAAGGAAAAGGAAGUGAAAAAGGAGACAGAAGAAAAAGUCUCCGAGUCGACCAAAAAGUCCGAGGAGAACAGCGAGGUCUCCGAUGAGAAGAAGGCGGAAUCCUCCGAAAAGAAGGAAGAGCCGUCAAAGGAAUCAGAUUCCCGUUCAACAAAGUCUACGAGCAAGAAACCAGAGAGCGAACGUGGAAGACGUGAUGAGAAGAGGAUUCGUACCUGGGAGCAUCACCGCUCUCAUACUCGUUCGCGAAGCAGGGAACGUCGCCGUCGCGACGACAUACUGACAUUCGCAAAAAUAAGGGAGGAACGCGAGAGGCAGAGACUACGCGAGAGGGAAAGGAUGUUACGUGAAGAGGAACGACGACGACGGGAGGACAUGGAACGUCAACGUGAGAUUGAACGUAGACAGCGAGAAGAGGCUGCGCGUCUAGAGAGGGAACGCGAAAAGUUAAGAAGAGAGCGAGAAAGGAUUGAGCAAGAAAAGGCCGAGCUGCUGCGCCUUGAACGCGAGAGACAGAAAUUGGAAAGAGAAAAGCUUGAGCGGGAGAGACUGGAGCUGAAGAGGCAGCAGAUGCGACUUGAGGAAAGUCGGCGUCCACCACCGCCACCAUCGAUCAAGAGAUCUUCCAGCGAUAGAAGAGACCCUCGUGAUCUUUACGUGGAACCGGAUAGAAAACGGAUCACUACUGAACAUAGUCGGAGACAUAGUCCUGACCGUGUGUCUGAUAGACGUCCAGAAAUCUUGGAUAGAGUUUCCGAUAGACGAUUAGAUCCUUCGCCACCAUCUCGAUACGAAUCCACCAGAACGGCUCAGGAUAUAGGAAUAAAGAAGGACUUCAAACGAAGUGCCGACUUCCCAUCUCGCAGCAACCGUCCUGAUUCAUUUCCCGAAGUGACCCGUGGUAGAGAGGUGAUAGUUCGUCGCGAGCCACUUCCAUCACAGACAUCUUCUAUCGAUCCGCGACAAGUAAAGGAAAGAUACGAUCGUUCAAGCACCACAACGUAUGGCAGAGAACGUGAUGUUAGACGAUCCGAAGCUGAAUCUCAUAGAAGUUCUCGUGACAGUCAUACUCGGUAUAGUGAAAGCACGAAACCUCCAGGAUCCAGUGCACCUCGUGACAGCCGAUAUGGCGACAGCAAUCGAACUACUAGCGGUUGGCAUUCUGCGCCACAAUCGGCGAAAUCGUUCAAUUCUGUACCAAGUGGUGGACCUCGAGAUCCUCGCGGUGAGACAUCUAGCUGGAGCGGUCGUUCCUCCGAUAACGUUAACAGAUGGAGCAACUCCAGCAAUAUGGGAAAUACUAUGAGACAUCCCGGACCACCGAUUUAUCAAGGAGGACCAAUUCAAUCAAUUGGAUUAACUGCUCCAGGAACAGGACCGUCGUACGAUCGUUUCGAUCCGUACAAAUCAUCUAUGCCGAGCAUGAGAAAAUAUUAACGAUUUUCUUGAAUGAUCGAAUACGAUGGAGGUACGAAGAGGAAGUUCCUCGCAAUGUAUUUGCGAGAGUAAUUAAAAGCACGAGUUUGCUUCUAUAAGUUUAGACGUUAAUUAUCAUAAUUACUGGGAUCAUAUCGAUCUCCUUAAUAAUGAUAGUUUUUAUUAUAAUAAUUCAUGUGCGUACCUGACACGAGUGUCUUAAGUCCUUUCAAUUACAUAGCUGAUUUCCUGCGAGACAUUUGUAUAACAUUACCAGAAAAGGCUGAUCGCCAUUUUAUUCCAUAAUUCGCUUCUGGCCAACUCUUAUAGGCUGAUCAUCGUCAAUGUUUUCUUAUAUUUAGAUAUAAAUAUACGUACGAGAUCAAAAAAGAGUUUCGUCAGAAAUUCUUACUUGGCGCACAGUAGACUUAUUUCCCUCGUGUCUCAGGAGCUCGUAAUCAAUUGUGAAUAACAUUAUGAACUGUAUACAUAUUACGUUUCAAAAUGAAUUGUACAUCGAGAGCAUUAAAGGUUUAUUUCUUUGUACACAAGGUACGUAUACGCAUUGCAAUGUAGUAAGAGAUAUCACUACUUCAAUAAAUAUAUAGUCUUUAGGAAGUAAA
This is a messenger RNA of Cephus cinctus (wheat stem sawfly), 3487 nucleotides long. It is a transcript of the gene Saf-B, whose product is annotated as SAFB-like transcription modulator. Gene Ontology annotation, molecular function: RNA binding; sequence-specific DNA binding. The coding region runs from base 240 to 2885 and encodes 881 amino acids. The record is from RefSeq and is a predicted model, not a curated record. NCBI's taxonomy places the organism in Eukaryota, Metazoa, Arthropoda, Insecta, Hymenoptera, Cephidae. Gene Ontology annotation, biological process: regulation of mRNA processing; regulation of transcription by RNA polymerase II. The transcript is spliced from 15 exons. Gene Ontology annotation, cellular component: nucleus.